Molecule: messenger RNA, 2654 nt
Organism: Solenopsis invicta (red fire ant)
Lineage: Eukaryota; Metazoa; Arthropoda; Insecta; Hymenoptera; Formicidae
Product: poly(ADP-ribose) glycohydrolase
Biological process (GO): ATP generation from poly-ADP-D-ribose; carbohydrate metabolic process; regulation of DNA repair
Cellular component (GO): cytoplasm; nucleus
Molecular function (GO): poly(ADP-ribose) glycohydrolase activity
Source: RefSeq, a predicted model, not a curated record
AAUGAGGCGAGUGCUACCAACCGUCCUCUUCGCGUACAUUGCAGACAAUAUCAUUGUUGUAAAAGCUUCUGAAAUGUACUGUCAAAGUACAUAGCUUCCUCUUGGUGUCUCAGUAAUUUCUAUGUUUCGCGUGUGCAUACUUUUGUGUAUAUAUUUACAGAGCACAGAACAUUAAACAUAGUCUGAACUGAUCUGAAUUCAGCGUCGGUCAUGUCACGCAUGAAUAAUUUGCGUGAGGAUUGAUGCUUCGACAAGCCACCGCUGGAUCUCGCCGACAAAUUUCUUCUGUAAAGAGGCACUUUUUGAAGAAUAGAAUGUCAGAAUCAGAGAUAACGUUAGAGGAAGAACUUUCUCCGGACCUGUUCUCAGAUAUAGAAUUAUCACAGAGCACGAACAAUGUCAAUUCAGAUUCAAGCUCCAUGUCCAUUGGCGUUAACGAACCUGAGCCUGACAACGAUGACGAACCAGCAUGGAAGGGCAUGAGCAUGGACGAGAUACGGAGGGGCCUUGGCGUUUACGAACAUCGGGAGCAUCCGCCGAUCGUCGUGUCGCCUCGUCACACAGUAUUGUUCAUGUUACCAUUGCGUAUGCAAAAUGGGCCACCAAAACCAUAUCCGACGCAUCAAACAGACAAAUGGAGCCAGGGCUAUGUGCGAAUGCCAUGUUCUGCGCACAGCUUGUACCCAAUAGAGCAGAGAACCGGAAGUCGUAGCUGUCGAAAUAGAUGGGAGAUGAUCCAGGAAGCCUUGCUGAGAAGCAUUCUUUCCAGCCAACAAUUGGAAGAGGCUAUACUCUCGUACAAUCAAAUAUAUGCACAGCGCUGGAAUUUUGCGGCGCUUCAUCACUUUUUCUCAGAGGUUAUGGAAUUGGAAGAAACGACAAUGUUUUUUGAAACUUUGAUGCCAAAAAUAAUUCAACUGGCCCUGCAGCUUCCUGUGCUGUUAACUGGCGCAAUACCGCUGUUGAAACGACACACCAAUGGCUCCAUCAGUUUAAGUCAAUUACAAGUAGCUUCGUUACUGGCAAAUGCAUUUUUUUGUACAUUUCCUAGGCGCAAUUCCAGUAAUCCACAAUCAGAGUAUGCGACGUACCCAUAUAUUAAUUUUAAUAGAUUGUACGGUGCCUAUAAUGAAAAACACAGCCAGUGCGAGUCAGUAAUGGAAAAGAUUAAAUGUCUGCUCCAUUACUUCAGGAGAGUAACAACUAAAGCACCUGAAGGUAUAAUAACAAUCGAACGACGUUACAUUCCAUUGGAAAACUGUCCAAGAUGGAGUUCGCAAGAACAGAAAUUGCCACCGUUACACGUAACAAGUAAAGGAACCAUUGAAAGUGAAGGAGCUGGAUUUCUUCAAGUGGACUUUGCAAAUAAAUAUGUGGGUGGAGGUGUACUAGGCUUAGGCUGUGUGCAGGAAGAGAUACGGUUCGUUAUAUGUCCAGAGCUUAUGGUCACUAUGUUGGUUACGGAGGAACUGGACGAUACCGAGGCGCUCAUUGUCAGCGGCAUCGAGCGGUACAGUAAAUACGAAGGAUAUAGCAACACUUUCAAAUGGAAGGGGGAUUUUGUUGACGAGACACCGAGGGAUAAUAGCGGUAGACGCAUGACGUCAAUCGUUGCUAUUGAUGCCCUUUACUUCAGGCAGUCCUCGCUGCAAUUCAAUAUGGACAACAUAAAUCGUGAACUUAACAAGGCGUAUGUUGGAUUCGUCGGAUCUGAUAUUUACAAGAACAACCUGCCCGCCAUUGCAACGGGAAACUGGGGAUGCGGCGCGUUCCGCGGAAAUCCGAAAUUGAAAAUCUUGAUACAAUUAAUGGCUGCUGCGGUUGCAGGCCGAUCGAUGGUUUAUUUUACUUUCGGAGACACGAAAUUGCGAGAUGAUGUUGCAGCGAUGUAUGCACAUUUGGUUCAUCACGAUAUUGAUAUAGCGCGACUUUACUCAAUGCUAUCGGAAUAUCGUCGAGAGUCCGCGUCAAACGCUCAUUUGGAUUUUUAUCGUUUCUUGUACAACAGAAGUAAAAUAAAACCUUUAAACAAAUAUUUUCCGGCGAAGACCGAGAACUCCUCGGUAAAUAUUUCGACCGUGUGUAUGAAGGAGACGCUAUUCAAAAGAAAUAAAACCGCGAGCUUAUCAAAUAAAAACGUCGAUAACAACCGAUAUCUCUACUCGGCGGCCAAGGAGAAGGAAAUGGCGGAGGAGGAAAAGAUAAUGAAUUGGCUGACAAGUUGCGAGGACGAUAAUAACGACAGUGUUAAGCUCGGCACUAAGGAUAUCUGCGACGAGAAAACCAAGAGUAAUCCAGCAGAAACGAAUAAUCAUAAAAACGUUGGUUUGCAGGACAAUCAUUUGCAGAAAACACUAUCGACUUUUGCAGAAAACACUAUCGACAAAGAGAGCGUACGAACGGAAGGUGAAAUGUCGAAUUUUGAUAGUGUAAAGUCCUCGAAUUCGAAUGAGCUGGCCGCUCCGUGUUUUAUCGACAAUCAAGACAUAUCGAAGAAGAUAAAACCCGAAUUACCAUCGGAAUCUAGCAAACUAAAUGACAGCGAGUCUGUCAAGAUCUUGAAAGACUGCGCUCCAGAAUCGUGGAAACAGAAAUCGCUCCCGAAAAAGAGUGGCCAGAAGAAGAUCUCGGAUUUUUUUCAGCGGAUAUCGUGA